AUGGCAUCAAAGAAGACUGAUCUUAAACCUGCUGCUGUAAAGCCAAUAAAGAAGGUUGAUACUCUCGACGACCUGUCAAAGUCACAGACAAAGGAGGAGGUCGAGAUCAUUGAGGAUGAUGAGUUUGAAGAGUUCGAAGACAACCUUGAUACUGCUAAUGAUGACAAUGAUUCCAAAGAGCAAUGGGAGGACGACUGGGACACUGAUCAGAUAGAUGACGACUUCUCCAAACAACUAAGACAAGAGAUAGAAUCACAUGCCUCCAACCAGACAGCUAUGAAGCAAUAA
Molecule: messenger RNA, 288 nt
Organism: Acytostelium subglobosum LB1
Lineage: Eukaryota; Evosea; Eumycetozoa; Acytosteliales; Acytosteliaceae
Exons: 3
Coding region: 1-288 (95 amino acids)
Biological process (GO): mRNA export from nucleus; double-strand break repair via homologous recombination; proteasome assembly
Cellular component (GO): proteasome complex; proteasome regulatory particle, lid subcomplex
Source: RefSeq, a predicted model, not a curated record